UGCUCCCAGAUGACCAUAUAAUCUUGAAAGAGUUUGAAAAGAAACAUAAGGAAGACCCCCAUCAUUAUCUCCUAGUUACUUCCAGUACUGACGAGCACACGGUGAAAGGCACAAUUCUGAUACCCUUUCGGACAGCGAUGCGAGGAAAGUUUCCUUUAAAAGGUACCUACUUUCAGGAUCACGAGGUAUUUGCAGAUUACUCGUCUAGCUGUUAUCCAAUAAGUAUAGAUACAAAAUAUUUAGAGGACCUGAACAGAUGCGUUGUAUACUUUGGUUCAACAAUAAAGUCGAUCACGAAAGGUAUGACGAGACAGGGCAUCCAGGACUGCUUCAAGCGAGGAUAUGUUUGCCUAAGAGCCAUUGACCGGGGAUCAAGAUACCCAAGAAGAUUAUGCCCCUCGCUGCAUGCCACUAACAGAACGAGAGAUAGCGUUGGAAGCUACAGAAAGAAAACCAGGAAACCGUCGCAAGGAAAGGGCAAGCAGAAGGGGCCUCCCGCCAGCCACACUCCUGCGGCUGCGGCUAAGACGGAGGAGGCAGGGAGCAGUGAGAAAAAAGGACGGGGCAAAAGGGCGCGCCAGGUCGCUACUGUACCCGUCCCUGACACCGUUGGGUCAGAUGACUGGCCUUCGGCCGAUACGAGAGAGCACAAGAGGAAUAGGAAGUACCUGAGACACGACUGGGUGUGAAUCACACCCAUCGUGCAGCCGGACCCAAAGCAUAGUGACUGGACCGGUUAAGAUCAUUGGCUAGCUGUUUCCCUUCACGGUCGGUGUCGCCCUUAUUGUCUAUUUUCCAUUCCAUUGUACUACGUCUCAUUGUUAUUCGAAUCCAGAUCUUGUAUCAUAGCAGCUACCUGGCUUGCAAGCGGAGAAUGGGCCAAAGGAAUGUGACAUGUAAUCAUUGGGUGGUAGACUAAAUAGA
Lolium rigidum is the source of this 924-nucleotide messenger RNA. RefSeq names its product DEMETER-like protein 2. NCBI's taxonomy places the organism in Eukaryota, Viridiplantae, Streptophyta, Magnoliopsida, Poales, Poaceae. Gene Ontology annotation, molecular function: DNA N-glycosylase activity; DNA demethylase activity. Bases 138 to 689 code for a protein of 183 amino acids. The transcript is spliced from 6 exons. The record is from RefSeq and is a predicted model, not a curated record.